AUGGGGUUCCCAUUCUACGCCGCUGUCUCUCUCUACAUCUUCACAUGGUAUCAGAGCACCACGUUACUUGGGGCUCCUUUUGUGAUCAACACCCAACCUCCGUCAGCACUCGUCCUGAAGAUCCCAUCCUCCGACGACCCUCGCCGGCUGUUUGUUAGCCCCCGGCGACCUCCGUCAGCCCUCAUCCUGAACAUCCACUCAUGUUUCUUGAACAUCAGUACUCGCCGACCAUUUUCAGACGUCACCGAUACUCGCCGGUGGCUCGCCAGCCCUUUUCCGACUCAGAUCUUGAGUUUUGAUCUAUUUCCGACAUCACUGUUCUCGCUGGGAACUCACCAGCCUUUUGCGCCAUCUUCUGUUGCCCUUUCCGAUCCCGUACAGGUGUUGGGUCGUGUUCCGUUUUCGUCCUUGGGAGAGGCUUAUGCCAUUGUUCAGCAGGAGGAGAGUAGGAGGGGUGCCAUGUUACCUACUCCUACUCCUGAUCGUUCUACCUUGGUUGCCGUUCCACAAAAUGGUAAGUCAUAGUUUGGUACUAGUAGUGGGCCUAUCGAUCAUGAGUCACUCCGGUGUGAUUAUUGCAACACCGGCCAUACCAGGGAUUUUUGUUGGAAGUUACAUGACUGUCCCUCUCGUGGGCGACAUGGUGGUCGUGGUCUCGUGCGUUCUCAGGUCCAGGCCAUGUUUUGGAGUCUAUAGUUGCCACCUUACUUGAUUCUGGGCUCAGUACUGGAUUCAGAUGUUAUUUGAUCAUGGUGGUGGCUUUACUCAAGGGGAGAUGCAAACUCUCAGGCGUCUAAUGGCUCGGAUUGAUUCUCCAUCUAUUAUAGCUUCCACUUUCAUUUUUUAUGCGAAUAUCAAAAUUCUCUGUAGUGACAAUGGCACUGAGUAUAUCAAUCAAACUUUUAGGGCCUUUCUAGAUGAAAAUGACAUUCUUUUUCAGACGACUUGUGUUGACGCUCCACAACAAAAUGGAAUUGUUGAACGCAAAAAUCGUUAUCUUGCUGAAGUUGCUC
Molecule: messenger RNA, 1013 nt
Organism: Rhododendron vialii
Lineage: Eukaryota; Viridiplantae; Streptophyta; Magnoliopsida; Ericales; Ericaceae
Exons: 3
Coding region: 1-525 (174 amino acids)
Source: RefSeq, a predicted model, not a curated record